AUGUCGUCCACGGUGGACGCGCGCGCGAGGGCGUGGACGGUGGACGCGCGCGUGGGGUCGACGACGACGACAGGGGAUUCGGAUGGGACGCGCGGUACGCGGUACGCCCUGCAUCGCUCGCGAGACGACGCGGAUGACGUGCUGUUCGAUCGAUUCGAUGGCGAGUAUUAUUACUUUUACGACGACGGCGAGGAAGAGGGGCGGGAGGGACGGGUGGAGAGGGAUUGGAGACACGGACGCGGCGGCGCGGGACGGCGGCGCGGGACGCGGGCGCGCGGACGGCCGCGGGGACGAACGACGGGGGGUGCGUUGAAAUCGUCUCGAACGUCCACGAAAGCGCGGGUGCGGUGUGGGUGGUGCGCGUGCGCGGCGUCGCUGGGGGGGUGUGAGAAGUACGCGGCGCUCGCGCCGCAUCCCACGCGCGCGCUGGGCGAGUGCUUGGACGUGUGCGCGCCGUGUCACACAUUCUUGAGCACCGGGAGUUGGGGGAGGGACGAGGCGACGGGUCAGUUUUUACAGUGUCAACUCUGUGGACAAGGCGGUGAAGAGCGCGUGGCGUAUCUGUGCGACGCGUGCUCGGUGAAUGUGCUGUGCGUGCAGUGCGCGCCGAUUCUCGGCGCGGAGAAGCACGAGGCGCUGAAGCGGAACCCAGACGAACCUUUCGUGUGUCUCGCGUGCGAUUCGACGCCGAUUAAGUAUUGGAGAGACCCGAAAUCUCGCGCGUCGCCGUGUGGCCAGCCGAGAGCGAUGCAAAUCGACGGGAAACCGAGUACGAAAUCUAUUCGGACGGUGCGCGUCGUGGGCAGGCGACAACAACCUGGCCAAGGAAAUGAAUUUUUGUGUCAAGUGACGACGUGUUGUGGACGAUCAGAAUGCCAAGUUGAGUCUGAAUGGGUGAGCGAGAGCGCUUUGAUGGACACAGAAAUGCAACAAGCGAUCACGGAUUACACCCAGCUGCGAAUGCAGUGGAAGCACCGCGGCGGAACCGUCAAGGCAGAAAAAGUGUUGACGAAGGGUUGGUUAAAUACGUACGAGUACGUACACGCGAACGGUCGCCCGACGGAUGGUGAUAUAAUACCCUUCGGCGUCAACGUCAUGGAAGGCGCCUUAACAGACGACGAAAUCCAUGAAGCCGAGCGAGGAAUUUUAGAGCUCACGCGCAAGGCGCUUCAAGGCGACCUCGGUGGUGACCCGUUCGUCACCAAGGCGGGAACUACGUCCAGAAUCAAACUUUUUUUCGGUUUCGCGUACGAAAAAAGGAGCGAUUCAAGAAAUAAGCCGCAGCGCUUGAUAAAGAACGUGCCGGGCAUUGAUGACCCGCUCGCCGCGCCACUUCACAAGCUCGCCGAAACGCUCCAGAAACGAGGAGUCUUUGCGCCAGACUUUGUUCCGAAUCAGUACGUACUCAACAUAUACGGCCGUGCGGGCGCUUAUUUAAUGGCGCACAAGGAUGCCUUGCACCUCUUCGAGGGACCGAUAUAUGGCGUUCGCCUUUUCAAUCCUCGCAUUCUGUCCUUUGCGCCGGAUGGACACAUGCGCAUAAACGUGGAUCGGGGGAUGAUCGACGUGAUGCAGUCGGUCGGCUCAGUGACGUCGAUGGAUGGUUUCGCGAAAGAGGACGUGCAGCACAGCAUUCCGCGCUUGUCUGGCGUAGAUCCGGAUUACUUUAGCUGUUCCGUCAUAUUCAGGAUGGCAAAAAGAGACGCGGUGCAGAGCGCGAUCGAAACUCUCCCGGUGUAA
This is a messenger RNA of Ostreococcus tauri, 1740 nucleotides long. RefSeq names its product unnamed product. Lineage: Eukaryota; Viridiplantae; Chlorophyta; Mamiellophyceae; Mamiellales; Bathycoccaceae. The record is from RefSeq and is a predicted model, not a curated record. The transcript has a single exon. The coding region runs from base 1 to 1740 and encodes 579 amino acids.